Messenger RNA from Pelobates fuscus (common spadefoot toad), 3513 nucleotides. RefSeq names its product synapsin III (gene SYN3). Gene Ontology annotation, biological process: neurotransmitter secretion. Bases 192 to 1952 code for a protein of 586 amino acids. Gene Ontology annotation, molecular function: ATP binding. The transcript has 14 exons. Gene Ontology annotation, cellular component: synaptic vesicle; synaptic vesicle membrane. The record is from RefSeq and is a predicted model, not a curated record. Lineage: Eukaryota; Metazoa; Chordata; Amphibia; Anura; Pelobatidae.
CCUUGUUAUGUGAUGCAGGGGAAGGGAGCAGACUGUGGGUGCAGGGAAUGAGUGGCUGCUCUCUGAUGUUACAGGAAGCUAAAUAAGAACUAAAGGUAAAGUCAAGUAGCAGGGGACCCUCAAGGAAAACCGAAUUUACAUCUUUAACUCCCAAAAAUAAACCUAUUUGCUGCAGCUCCCUGUGCUGAACCAUGAAUUUCCUCCGCAGACGCCUUUCAGAUAGCAGCUUUGUGGCUAACCUACCCAAUGGCUACAUGAUGGACCUUCAAAGGCCAGACAACUCCACAAGCUCCCCGGUUUCACCAGCCUUGGAAAGAAAGCAACAGCAGCCGCCGCCAGUUCCAGCAUCUGCACCCUCCACAGGGUCUAGUCUCUUCAGUUCCAUCACCAAUGCAGUCAAGCAGACCACCCAAGCAGCGGCGGGACUAGUUGAACAGACAGGUCCUCCAGCGCUUCCUGUGGUACUAAAGCCCAAGAUACUUCUAGUGAUUGAUGAUGCACACACAGACUGGACCAAGUAUUUCAAAGGGAAGAAGGUGAACAAGGACUAUGAAAUUCGGGUGGAGCAGGCGGAGUUCUCUGAGCUGAAUCUGGCAUCUUAUGUGAAUGGAGGCUGCAUGGUGGAUAUGCAGGUGAUGCGAAAUGGUACCAAGGUUGUCAGAUCAUUCAAGCCUGACUUUGUCCUGAUCCGGCAGCAUGCAUACAGUAUGACCCUUGGGGAGGAUUUCCGGAGCCUAAUCAUGGGGUUGCAGUAUGGAGGCGUUCCCAGCACCAACUCCCUUUACUCCAUCUACAAUUUCUGUAGCAAGCCUUGGGUGUUUUCACAGCUCAUAAAGAUUUUUCAGCGGCUGGGUGCUGACAAGUUCCCUUUGGUGGAUCAGUCCUUCUUCCCUAACCACAAGCAGAUGCUGACAACACCAAACUUUCCAGUGGUGGUCAAGAUGGGGCAUGCUCAUGCAGGAAUGGGCAAGGUGAAAGUUGAUAAUCAAUAUGAUUUUCAAGAUAUUGCAAGUGUUGUGGCCAUGGCGAAAACCUAUGUAACUACUGAGCCCUUCAUAGAUUCCAAGUACGAUAUCCGGAUUCAGAAAAUUGGAAACAACUAUAAAGCGUACAUGAGAACAUCUAUUUCCGGGAAUUGGAAAGCAAACACUGGUUCUGCCAUGUUGGAACAGAUUGCCAUGACUGACCGAUAUCGCCUAUGGGCAGACUCCUGUGCCGAGAUGUUUGGAGGGUUGGAUAUUUGUGCCGUGAAAGCCGUCCACAGCAAAGAUGGAAAGGACUUCAUAAUUGAGGUGAUGGACAGUUCCAUGCCACUGAUUGGAGAACAUGUGGAAGAGGAUCGGCAGCUUGUGGCAGACCUUGUGAUUGCUAAAAUGACUCAGCAUGCUCAGAUGAAAUCUCCAACACCCACACCUCCCAGACCCAUGCCCCAACAGAUGCAACCACAGGCAGUUAAACCACAGAUGCAACCACAACCUGGACCACAAGGAGGUGGUGGACCUCCUUCUCAGCCACGUCCUCCACCGCAAGGAGGUCCGCAUCCAGCCCAGAGUUCCACACCUGCCAGGCCAGCUCCUGUACAGCAGAGGUUGUCUCCACAGGGCCAGCAACCACAAACUUCACAGCCCAGCCCUCCCCAGACUCAGAGGUCUCCAAACUCUCCUCAACUACCACGGCCAGCAGGUGGGACUUCCCCAAAUCAGACCCCAAAGCCUGCCUCACCACAGCAGUCAAGACCUCAAGCUCCUGGACAGGCACAGUCUCAACAGGGCCAAGGAACAACUGCUAAACCACAAGCGUCACCUCACCCUCAUCUCAACAAAUCCCAGUCUCUGACCAACAAUUUCAACAUCUCAGAUCCCUCCCAGCGCUCUGGUGGAAAUGAAGAUGAGGCAAAAGCCGAGACCAUUCGUAACUUGAGAAAAUCCUUUGCCAGUCUCUUCUCUGACUAAUGCCAGGUUCAGCUAUCUGUUGGCUUCAGAGAUGGAAUAAUCUUCCAGACAACUUGUAUUAAUGCCACCUCUUCCUACAGUGACCACAGAUGAUCCUGAUAUUCUCCUUUAGCACUUCAGGAUCAUACAGAAACAAAUCAUGCUCCACCAAAGCCUGAAUACUUAGUGAAAAGAGUUCACUUUUCAGAAAAUAAGAGCUUAUGGUCAACCCUCCUUCUGCAAAAUACAAAUUAAAACCACAGGUCAGGUAUUAUUAUUUUGGAUCUAGAUCCAAUUCAAAGAUAGGUAGUCUAUAUGACCAGCAAGGUUUCAGUUUAUUGGAGAAUGACCAUUUACAUUCUUGAGCUUUGUCCUUCAAACAUGGUAGGUUAACCAUGCUCUACUUUUAUAUAUUUGAGUCAACUCAGAGCUUUUAAAAUGUAUCAGGCAUUCAGAGUCUGUUGUUUAUUAAACCAAACAAUGUGUCCCGAGUCAACAAUGUACCAAUGUAUGAGCCAGAAAUAGCAGUGCUCAAGUCUGGUUAUCAGAAAGUCACAAUAAUGUAGAUCUCCAGGAAUACUAUUGGCACCAGACCACUUCAUCUGAUUAAAGUAGUCUGCGUACAGUUUCCCUGUUCGCUUAACCCUGCAAUCUAAAGCAUUGCUGCUACAGAGAAACUUCAAUGUUUACAUUGCAGCGUUAAGACUGCAUCUAGUGGCUGUCUACCAGUUUCAUGAAGUUGACUCCGUGAAACGGUAAUGACGUGCUCACGCUUUGCAUGAGGAUAUCCAGUGUGAUGAGAAACCAUUGCGUCAAUAUGUUUCUAUGGGGAAGGCCUAAUAUGCAUGGCACUUGCCACACAUGUGCAUUAGGUUCCCACAUUGACGUGACAUCAGAGGAGGAGGGGGAAAUCAGCGCUAGAAUCAGGUAAGUGUUUAACCGUUUACAUGGGGGCAGAGGGACACUCUAGUGUUAUGAAUACAGCUUUGUAUUCUUACUACUAUAGAGUUUCUUUACUGCUUGAAUUUUCUUAUUAUUACAGUCCAAUAAAAUAAUGGAUUCAUUGAUUGUCCUGCAAGAGAUCAAACAUAAAUUACCCCAAAUUAUGGAGCCUUGGAGAGUCAAGCUAGUCUUCAAAGGACAGGACCAACUUUAGUUUUUAAAGGGAAGCUUUGAUGAAAAUAUUGCUUUGGAGAGUUAAAGACAUGGUAGCAUUGUGUACUGUGGUGAAAAGUAUAUGUUCAGCUGCUUUCAUUCAUAAUGCAAACUUAUCAGGUUAAUAUUGGUACAUGAGCGGCUUGGUAUCUAUUUGUACUUAUAUGUAUCUUUUGUCCAAAAUACCACAGUAACAAGAUGAAGGAUGUAUGUGUGCAUAUAAAAUGCAAAACAUUUAGAAAAAUCAUUAAGAAGGCAUUGGAAUUAUGCAAAAUGUUGAUACUAGGUUCCCUUAAAGAAAAAGUAUACAUGAAAUUCUCAAGAGUAUUCAUGUACUGUUUGAGUUUAAAAACACAAAUCUGCUUUGCUGCAAAAAUUUAUUUCAGACUCAUAACCUGGAGCUGUAUUAGAUUCACUAAAGGUUAAU